AUGACCGGGACGGACAUUGAGAUCGCGGUGGAGUACCUCGAUCCCCGCGUUGAGAUUGCAAAGCCUGACACCACUCUGGAGUGCGAGUCGGUAGCAUCUCCAAGCUCACUGACCGCACUAGGAAGGUCACUGCUUACCGGAGAUUCGUCACUCCUUGAAGUGGAGAGGAAGCUGGAAACCGAGUUCGACAUCACGUUCUGGGACGACGAUGACGAUUCAUCGGAGCGCUCGAGCUCGUCUCACGAUGGCUCCUGUACUUGCAAGUCGACCAAGCGUCCGUGUCUCUUUAUCCACGGCAUGGGCGUCGACCGAGAGGAACCUCACACUGUCGACUCGUUCUCCUACUAUUGGGGCAACCUGACCGACCACGCGCCGUGCUGCCAGUCGAUGAAGUACACGAUCCUCAACACGGUGGACAACGCGUGGACGAACGACACGCUGCAGCAACAAGUGUGCGAUCGCGCUGUGUCGGUCAGUAAACGGAGCUCCAAGACUGUCAUCGCGGACACCAUUAUCAUCACGCAUUCCAUGGGGAACUUGAUGGUUGGAGGGGCCAUCGCAACGGGCAAAUGCAAGUUGGAUUCAAGCUCCACGUGGGUGGGGAUGGCUGGGCCCAUGCAAGGCAGUAGAGCCUCGGAUUUCGUCCAAGACACGUGCGCUGGCGAGACAAACUUUGUGCUGGAGGAAGUGGCGAAUAUCACCGGUCGGUGUCCCCCAACUGUAGCGUUGAAGUCGCUUCCGAGUCAGAGAGGGAACUACAGCUCGGAGGAGCUGGAUGCAGCGUACACUGCCGCUCAGAAGGCGUACACUUCGAAUGUAUCGGCGUUGAUGUGCAGUGCUGGGUAUUCUGGGUUGAUGUCCAAGUACCAACCGGGGUUCUGGGUGCUGGGCAAGGCGGUUCCGUACAAGUCGGGCGAGAACGAUGGCAUGGUGGAGUUCGACAGCUGCGCCGCGGGGCUCCCCGAGUCGAAAUUCGGAGACACUUGGCGCUCGCCGUUUUACAAGACCAAGCUGAAUCACUACGACAGCGAAUUCCUGUAUGGAGACGCGCUGUUGGAUGAGAAGAAGAUGCCUAUCAAGUGGUUCGAGUGCUUGCUUUAG
This is a messenger RNA of Phytophthora sojae, 1101 nucleotides long. RefSeq lists its product as hypothetical. The transcript has a single exon. Bases 1 to 1101 code for a protein of 366 amino acids. NCBI's taxonomy places the organism in Eukaryota, Oomycota, Peronosporomycetes, Peronosporales, Peronosporaceae. The record is from RefSeq and is a predicted model, not a curated record.